Molecule: messenger RNA, 543 nt
Organism: Drechmeria coniospora
Lineage: Eukaryota; Fungi; Ascomycota; Sordariomycetes; Hypocreales; Ophiocordycipitaceae
Exons: 2
Coding region: 1-543 (180 amino acids)
Source: RefSeq, a predicted model, not a curated record
AUGGUCCGCAGCUCUGGUUCUGUCAUCUGGCAGAUUGUCCCCCUCGUCGUCGCGCUCGUCGUCAUCUCCGCCAUCGGUUGGGUGCUCUAUCAGGUCUACCUCUCGGCCAACAACUUCCGCCAUGCGGCCUCGGAGCGCAUGGGCAAGAAGAACGUCACGUUCACCAAGGAAGGCGUUCGCGUGGGCGUCAAGCAGGUGCAGAACGAGAAAUACGUCGACAAGACGCAGGGCUGGGUCGUCAAAGCGUGGAAUCUCGGCAACCAACAGGGAAACGACGAGAUGUACCUCACCCAUGAUCCUCCCGCUCCGCCCUGCCGCUGCGUCACAAGGCUAACUGCUGCGCUUCAGGAAGAACCGAAAGAAGUAGACGAAACGGCUGGCCGUGACCACUGGACAUACAAAUCGUUUCCACUCGGCCGGCGCACGGCCAACCAGCCUCGCCUAGCUCCUACUCGCACCGCAACAAUCGAACGGCCGGCUCUUGCCUUUGUCGAUGCGCCGGGCCGCCGAGCCCGAGAAAAAUACUAUAGAAAGGACAUGUAA